Musa acuminata subsp. malaccensis (wild Malaysian banana) is the source of this 3355-nucleotide messenger RNA. Its product is annotated as transportin-1. Gene Ontology annotation, biological process: protein import into nucleus. Gene Ontology annotation, cellular component: nucleus; cytoplasm. The record is from RefSeq and is a predicted model, not a curated record. Lineage: Eukaryota; Viridiplantae; Streptophyta; Magnoliopsida; Zingiberales; Musaceae. Gene Ontology annotation, molecular function: small GTPase binding; nuclear import signal receptor activity.
CACCUCUGAAACCCAAGCCCGGCUUUUUUCCACGCACACGUCGUCUCUCUUCGACGACAUCGGCUUCUGAUUCCUAUCAAUCCUUUUCCUUUCGCUUCUCCACCUCCUCUUCCCUCCCCGGUAGCAAUUCCAGCUUUUUUAUCCUCGUCCAGCCUUCGUUCGAUUCGAUUAGAUUCGCUUGGCUUGGCUUGAAUCGGUUGGUGGCGGCGGGGCGAUGGCAGCAGAGGCGACGGCGCUGUGGCAGCCGCGAGAGGAGGGGCUCCGCGAGAUCUGCGGCCUUCUGGAGCAGCACAUCUCCCCCAAUUCCGAUCAAUCCCGGAUUUGGCAGCAGCUCCAGCACUACAACCAGCUCCCCGAUUUCAACAACUACCUCGUCUUCAUACUCGCCCACGCCGAGGGUAAAUCACUGGAAGUACGACAAGCUGCUGGUUUGCUGUUGAAAAACAAUCUCAGGGCAACUUUCAGUUCCUUGUCUUCUUCAUAUCGGCAAUAUAUAAAGUCAGAAUUGUUGCCUUGUUUAGGGGCAUCAGAUAGGACGAUUCGAUCUACAGUUGGUACUAUUAUCAGUGUUCUAGUUCAGUUAGACAGAGUUGCUGGCUGGCCAGAAUUAUUACAGGUUCUUGCUCGAUGCUUAGCCAGUAAUGAUUUUAAUCAUAUGGAAGGUGCUAUGGAUGCUAUAUACAAGAUUUGCGAGGAUGUCCCCGAAGAGCUUGAUGUGGAUGUUCCAGGAUUAUCUGAACGCCCCAUCAAUAUUUUUAUGCCAAGAUUGCUGCAGUUCUUCCAGUCUCCACAUGCCAUAUUGAGAAAGCUAUCGUUGGGCUCUAUCAAUCAAUUUAUUGUAGUCAUGCCUGCAGCCUUGUUUAUGUCCAUGGAUCAGUACCUUCAGGGUUUAUUUCAUCUCGCUAAGGACCCUUCUGCAGAAGUGCGAAAACUGGUCUGUUCUGCCUUUGUCCAACUAAUAGAAGUUCGACCAUCAUUCCUGGAGCCCCAUUUGAGAAAUGUAAUCGAGUAUCUCUUGCAAGCCAAUAAGGACCCUGAUGAUGAAGUUUCUCUCGAAGCUUGUGAAUUUUGGUCUGCAUAUUGUGAUGGUACUUUGCCUCCAGAUUCCUUAAGAGAGUAUUUGCCACGCUUGAUUCCAGUAUUAAUGUUGAAUAUGGCCUAUGCUGAUGAUGAUGAGACACUUUUUGAUGCCGAGGAAGAUGAGUCGUUUCCAGAUAGAGAUCAGGAUCUGAAGCCUCGUUUUCAUUCAUCACGCUUCCAUGGAUCUGAUAAUAUGGAAGAUGACGAGGAUACAGUCAACACUUGGAAUUUGAGGAAAUGUAGCGCAGCUGGACUAGAUAUCCUUUCAAAUGUUUUUGGAGAUGAAAUUCUUCCAACUUUGAUGCCUUUGAUUCAGCAAAAGCUAUCAGCUACAAGUGACUCUAAUUGGAAGGAGAGGGAAGCUGCUGUUUUGGCUAUUGGGGCCAUUGCAGAGGGAUGCAUUAAUGGACUUUAUCCCCAUCUUCCUGAGAUUAUUGCAUUUCUCAUUCCACUUCUGGAUGAUAAAUUUCCACUUAUACGGAGUAUCACUUGUUGGACACUUUCUCGUUUUAGCAAGUUCAUAGUUCAGAGUAUUGGUCACAAAGAUGGUUAUGAACAAUUUGACAAAGUACUAACAGGACUCCUCAGAAGGAUAUUGGACACCAACAAACGUGUGCAAGAGGCUGCAUGCUCUGCUUUUGCGACACUUGAAGAGGAGGCAGCAGAUGAAUUGGCCCCACGUUUGGAAAUCAUUUUGCAUCAUCUGUUAUGUGCCUAUGGAAAAUAUCAGAGACGAAACCUACGAAUUCUUUAUGAUGCCAUUGGUACUCUAGCAGAUGCAGUGGGUUCAGAGCUCAAUCAGCCAAAAUACCUUGACAUAUUGAUGCCUCCAUUGAUCACCAAGUGGCAACAACUAUCAAACUCUGACAAAGAUCUAUUCCCAUUGCUUGAAUGUUUUACAUCCAUUUCACAGGCUCUAGGACCAGGAUUUUCUCAGUUUGCUGAACCUGUAUAUCAAAGGUGCAUUGGUCUUAUCCAGAUCCAACUAUUGGCAAAGGUUGACCAUGUCACAGCUGGUGUCCAAUAUGAUAAAGAGUUCAUUGUCUGCUCACUAGACCUUUUAUCAGGGCUUGCUGAAGGCUUGGGUGGUGGGAUAGAGAGCCUGGUUGCAAAGUCCAACUUGAGAGACCUUCUUUUACAAUGUUGCAUGGAUCAGAUAGCUGAUAUUCGGCAAAGUGCCUUUGCACUUCUGGGUGAUCUUGCAAGAGUUUGUCCAGCCCACCUGCAUCCUCGUCUAGCAGAUUUCCUAAGUGUUGCAGCCGAACAACUGAGUGCUGCUGCGGUUAAAGAAGCUGUAUCAGUGGCAAAUAAUGCUUGUUGGGCCAUUGGAGAAUUGGCUGUUCAGGUUCAUCAAGAAAUUGCUCCAGUUGUGUUAGCAGUAAUAUCAUGUUUGGUCCCUAUUCUCCAAAACGCAGAGGGUUUGAACAAGUCAUUGCUGGAAAACAGUGCUAUCACUCUUGGGAGGCUUGCCUGGGUUUGUCCGGAACUCAUGGCACCACAUGUGGAACACUUCAUACAGUCAUGGUGUACCACUUUAUGCAUCAUACGAGAUGACUAUGAAAAGGAGGAUGCAUUUCGUGGGCUUUGUGCAAUUGUAAGAGUGAAUCCUUCUGGCGUGGUGAGUUCGCUAGCUUACUUGUGUAAAGCUGUUGCUAGUUGGCAUGAAAUCCGUAGCCAGGAUCUGCACAAUGAGAUUUGCCAAGUUUUGAAUGGUUAUAAACAGAUGCUUGGAGAUGGAGCAUGGAAACAGUGCAUGUCCACACUAGAUCCCCAAGCGGUGCAGAGAUUGUCAAGGUUUGGAGUAUAACAUUAAAUAAGGAGAGUAUCUUCAUUGGUCAUCAUAUUUCUGUGUUGCAUUUGAGACGGAUGAAAACACAGUCUAUUGGUUGGAAAAAUGGUCAUAUAAACUGUGUGCAUCGAUGAGAAUGUCUAGUGGUUGGAAGAAUGAUCCUAUAAACUUUAAACCUUCAGGUUCAGAUUUGUACCAGAUUGUGUGCUUUAGAUACCUUACAAUGUUCCGAUUCCAGAAAUGGUCCAAAAGGAUGAGGCCAGGUCAAAAUCAUACAUGCUAUAUGGGUCCAAGGGGAUUUCUCUUGCUGGGCAGUUUGAGAGAGGGAGUUUAAUCCCUUGUGCACUCAUAUAUUGUUUUUUAUAAUGUUUCAGUGGGCUUGUGUUUAUUUGUAACUCCACUGAUUCCUUUGAUGACAUUCAUCAAUUUGGCAAAAGGUUUAUAAUGUAUUUGUGGUCAUUUACAUGGAUAUUGUUUUCUCUGUAA